AUGAUUGGAGCCACAACCAACUCUUUCAACUUCGUCGGAAGCCCACCACCGCCUAGCCGCCAAAAAACCAAGGCCGAGCAUCUGCCGCCUCACCCAAAGAACAGGCUGCCGCCACUUCUGACAAUAUGGAAAAAGGGCAGCCACAACUGCACAAACGUUAACGAGCUUGAGCAUGUCCCUAUUCUCCUUGGCCAUGGGGGACGGACUCUGACCGAACCCAUUCUCGCACGCAUUAAUCUCGUUCUCGGCGGUGGCGGCCAGCGUGUCGAAACCGCAGUACGUCUCGGAGUCGAGGUUUCCGAGCACUUCCAUCAUGGCCCGGCCCGCCUUUGUGUAGCUUUCUUGGCAGGCCUUGAAGCCCGCCAAGAUGUAGGGCUUCUCGUUCCCCCCACUGUUGAGUCUCGUCUGGAUCAGAUCCGAGAUGUUUUGGGCUUUGGCGUAAGCGAGGCCGUUGGCUAUGUAGGCAAGGACCACAGAGUCGGCAGACGAGGCCCGUGGGUCGGAAAAGAGGGCAUGUUUGCAGUAUUUCGGGUCGGUAGUGUUUGA
Striga asiatica is the source of this 546-nucleotide messenger RNA. NCBI's taxonomy places the organism in Eukaryota, Viridiplantae, Streptophyta, Magnoliopsida, Lamiales, Orobanchaceae. The record is from the annotation of a GenBank genome assembly.